This is a messenger RNA of Nicotiana tabacum (common tobacco), 564 nucleotides long. Lineage: Eukaryota; Viridiplantae; Streptophyta; Magnoliopsida; Solanales; Solanaceae. The record is from RefSeq and is a predicted model, not a curated record.
AUGGCAGUAUCAGGUGCAAGGAGAAACUGUACUCCCAGAUCCCUUUUCUCAGAAAGGACUCCGCAACACUAUUACCCUCACCAAGACUUGGCCUAUACUCCUCAGCCAUACUCGGUCAUGAAUGCUCAGCCUUAUGUCCGGCCACAACAACAAGACAACAGAAAUCAAGCUCCAUUUCCUAGAAACCAACCUCCUUACCAAACCCACUACAACCCCCGUCCUCUACAAAAUCAUUUCCACCCUCAUGAACCGCCCAAGAGGCCAAAUUUCACACCAAUUGGCAAAACCUACUCCAGACUGUUACCAAAGCUUGUUCAAAUGGGUCUGCUACAGCCUGUUCCUCAAACCAGGCAAAACCCAGCAUCACCCGCUUAUAGAGCCGAACAAAGGAAGAUAGUGAUGAGGGAUGAAGAUGUUCCUAAUGUGACCAAUAACCCACUGCCAGCCCACAACAAUGGACCGGUAAUUGGAAUGAUUUAUGAGGAUAAGGAAUUUGACCCAGCAUUGAAGGCCAUCAUUUCCAUUGUUGACGAAGAAAAGAAACCAAAAGCUGCCCCGAAGUAA